UUGAAAUUCAGAAACCUCGCUCUCUGCUUUAAUGGCGACUUUAAGCCACUCGCUUCUGCCUAACUCCACGGCCUCUCGCAAUCUCCCAGUUAUAAUUCCACUCCCAAUGCCCAAUUCCCUCACAUCGCCAUCUCCCCAUUUCUAGAUUCCGGCUUCUCUACCUCUCUUUUCCUCUCCCAUGGCGUCCUCAUUGCUCAAAGAUGAGCUCGACAUUGUCAUCCCCACCAUUAGAAACCUCGACUUCCUCGAGAUGUGGAGGCCCUUCUUUCAGCCUUACCAUUUGAUCAUCGUCCAAGAUGGCGACCCUUCCAAGACCAUCAAGGUUCCUGAGGGAUUCGAUUAUGAGCUCUAUAAUCGCAAUGACAUUAAUCGGAUUCUCGGCCCUAGAGCCAACUGCAUUUCCUUUAAGGACUCUGCUUGUCGAUGCUUUGGGUAUAUGGUUUCCAAAAAGAAGUAUAUCUUCACCAUUGAUGAUGAUUGCUUUGUUGCCAGUGAUCCGUCUGGGAAACAAAUCAAUGCACUUGCACAGCACAUCAAGAACCUCCUCUGCCCCUCUACCCCCUUUUUCUUCAACACCCUUUACGAUCCUUAUCGAGAUGGUGCUGACUUUGUGCGUGGAUAUCCCUUCAGUCUGCGUGAGGGUGUCCCAACCGCUGUUUCUCAUGGCCUCUGGCUUAAUAUCCCAGAUUAUGAUGCACCAACUCAGCUUGUUAAGCCUCUGGAAAGGAACACAAGGUUUGUGGAUGCUGUCCUGACAAUCCCAAAAGGCACUUUGUUUCCCAUGUGUGGUAUGAAUUUGGCAUUCGACCGAGACCUCAUCGGCCCUGCAAUGUACUUUGGACUCAUGGGCGACGGGCAGCCAAUCGGUCGAUACGACGAUAUGUGGGCUGGCUGGUGCAUCAAGGUUAUAUGUGAUCAUCUGGGGUUGGGAGUGAAGACAGGGCUGCCUUACAUCUACCAUAGCAAGGCAAGCAACCCAUUUGUGAACCUGAGGAAGGAGUACAAGGGCAUUUUCUGGCAGGAAGACAUCAUCCCAUUCUUCCAACAAGUUAUUCUUCCAAAAGAUUGCACCACUGUCCAAAAGUGCUACAUUGAGCUGGCCAAACAAGUCAAGGACAAGCUCAGCAAAGUUGAUCCUUACUUCGACAAGCUGGCCGAUGCCAUGGUGACUUGGAUUGAAGCUUGGGAUGAUCUCAACCCAACUGGAGCUUCAGCUAAGUUGCCCAAUGGAAAAGCGUAAUCAUUUAGUCAAAUCGCCAUCUUCGUGCAACUAUAGAUGUUGUUUGAGUCUUAAUAACUUGUGAUUUUUCGGAUUUUGAAUGUACUUUUUGUUCUUCAAUCUACUGUUCUAUAUAAGCUGUAGAAACAAUAAGAUAUGGUGAUUCAGGUUCUAGUUUGUACCUCAGUUGAUACCCAGAAAUAUUUAGUAAUAUUUGUUUCACAUUGUUCCCAAGUUA
Messenger RNA from Cucurbita moschata (crookneck pumpkin), 1457 nucleotides. Its product is annotated as alpha-1,4-glucan-protein synthase [UDP-forming] 2-like. Gene Ontology annotation, biological process: plant-type cell wall biogenesis; UDP-L-arabinose metabolic process. The record is from RefSeq and is a predicted model, not a curated record. The transcript has 4 exons. Bases 179 to 1240 code for a protein of 353 amino acids. Gene Ontology annotation, molecular function: UDP-arabinopyranose mutase activity. NCBI's taxonomy places the organism in Eukaryota, Viridiplantae, Streptophyta, Magnoliopsida, Cucurbitales, Cucurbitaceae. Gene Ontology annotation, cellular component: cytosol; Golgi apparatus.